AUGACUCUCGCAACUUCCUCUCAGCGCUCCCAAAUCAUUCGCUCCAAGUUCAGAUCUGUCCUCCAGCUUCGGAUCCACAGACGGUAUCAGGACCCAAGCCUCUCAGGGUCCUUCAGUGCCUCUCCAGUCUUGGAUCCAGAUCCGUGGGUCUCAGCCACAGACCCUGCUCUGGCUCCCAGAGCAUCGGCCCCAGUCUCGCCCUUGGGCCCCACCCCUUUCCUCUUCAGCCCUGGAGACCUGCUCCAUGAAUCAGAAUACCACCCUUGGAGCUCUCUGAAGGACUCUCCCAAGAUCUCCCAACAUUGGAGAGAGCCCAAGCCAAAGGGGAACUUGACCUACCACCAGUACAUGCCCCCAGGGUGGAGACAAGGGUCCAGGGUAGACUCCCAGGCCAAAGGGUUGGCCUUGGGUCCCCCUGGACCACCUCUGUGGGAAGGGACAAACUCACAGCAGCCACCUCCCAGGAUGAAGCCCACUGCCCUCACUUCCUCCCCACCUGGAGUCCCCAGCCCCUCGCCCCCUCCACACAAGUUGGAACUUCAGACCCUUAAGCUGGAGGAGCUGACGGUCUCAGAGCUCCGGCAGCAGCUGCGCCUGCGGGGCCUCCCGGUGUCGGGGACUAAGUCGAUGCUCCUGGAGCGCAUGCGCGGCGGCGCCCUGCCCCGCGAGCGGCCGAAGCCGCGGCGCGAGGACGGUCCCUCGGGUGCUCCCUGGCCGCGCCUCAGGCCCAAGGCUCUGGGAGCCGUCCGGCGGCAGGGCUCGCUCAAGCCGAGCCCAAACUCUCACCCUCCGCCUCGGGCACGUGCCUCGGACACCCCUGCUACUGCUGCGGUCCCGACCCCGGCUUCCGCUCCGGCUGCGGCUCCAGCACCGACUCCUUCCUCAGCACUGCCCACAGCGGCCCUGACUGUGGAGGAGGAACUGCAGGAAGCCAUCCGCAGGGCGCAGUUGCUUCCGAACCGGGGCAUUGAUGACAUCCUGGAGGAUCAGGUGGAGCCUGAGGACCCGCUGCCCCUCAUCCCCCUGGACUUCCCCGGCUCCUUCGACGUGCUGUCCCCCUCCCCGGACUCUGAAGGCCUCUCCUCUGUCUUCUCUUCCUCGCUACCGUCCCCCACAAACUCCCCGUCCCCCUCUCCCAGGGGCCCCACAGACUCCUUGGACUGGCUGGAGUCUCUGAGUGGAGGUCCCCUGCUAGGCUGUGGUCCCCCAGCCCCCAGCAUCUUCUCUGCUGACUUAUCUGACUCCAGUGGAACCCGGCUGUGGGACCUGCUGGAGGAUCCAUGGUGAUGGAUGCUGGGGUUUCCAGGGACGGAAACUGGUGGGGAUGGGAAGGUCACCGAGACAAACUCCCAAAGGACGGGGUGGGACAACCGGCAGAGCCCCUCCCACCACAGACACGGAAUCAGAGAGGACUCUCAUCCCCCCC
Messenger RNA from Callorhinus ursinus (northern fur seal), 1426 nucleotides. RefSeq names its product MEF2 activating motif and SAP domain containing transcriptional regulator (gene MAMSTR). Lineage: Eukaryota; Metazoa; Chordata; Mammalia; Carnivora; Otariidae. Gene Ontology annotation, molecular function: transcription coregulator activity. Gene Ontology annotation, cellular component: nucleus. Gene Ontology annotation, biological process: regulation of transcription by RNA polymerase II. The record is from RefSeq and is a predicted model, not a curated record.